UCAUUUCAACAGGUGGUUUUUAAACUUUCACUUUUCCUGUCAAUUUGGUGUGAUUUUGUGCAAAAUUUCUCACGCUUUUUCCUGCAGUUUUCCUAUUUUCCCCCAGUUUACAUUCAUCUAUUGCACUUUGAAACAGACCAUGAAAGUCUCGCGAGUUUUAUUGUGAGUGAUUUGUGUGGAAUUUUCGCGAUUUUGAUCGGAAAUUACUGUGCAGAAUUUCAGGGUCAAUCAUGAUCUCAGUUUGGUAAUUGGGGUGGAAAGUCAAUUGAUUUUAUUGCUUUUCCGUAUAGUUUGUCAAUUAAAUUAUGAGUUAUCUUCUGUAUAUAGUCGCUUUUAUGCUCUUCCGACUUAUUUACGGAGAGUACAUCCCUCCUGGACCGAAAUAUACCUGUCCAAAGAUUGGACAAAUUCUCUAUCCUUGUAACUGUACUCAGGGAACAGACAAUGGUCUCUAUGUUACUUGUGAAAAUACCAAUUUGGCUAGCUUGUCCAUAAGUCUGGAAAAUUUGGCACGUCUUGAGAGUCCUGUUGAAGAACUUUUAAUCACUAAAUCCAGCUUCAGGAAUCUUUAUGGAACCCUAUUUUACAAAUCCAAAGUGCGAGUUCUUAAGAUUGAAGAUACUCCACUUGAGUACAUUGACGAAGGAUCCUUCUUUGGGAUAAAUGAAACUUUGACUGAGCUUUACCUCACAAAUACUUUCUUGAUGGAAUUUCCGAAGGAAGCAUUGAAUCCUCUAGGCUUACUCACAAUCCUCAAGAUUGAUGGUCACCGGAUUGAAAAUCUCGGUACAGAUAUUUUUGCCAACAGCUCAGCGGUGGGAGUAAUUGAGAGACUAACUCUGAGCAAUGGUGCACUUAAGGAGCUUCAACCACAAUCAUUUCAGACUCUGCGGAAAUUGAAAUUUUUAGAUUUGCAUGGAAAUAAUUUCACUACACUGAAAAAGAAUCAAUUUAAGAAUUUGAGAGAUGUAGAAGUACUCGAUUUAAGUCACAAUUUCAUUGCAAAACUCGAUGCAUCUCACAUUUCUGAUCUGACCAAAUUGGGAUGGUGCAAUGUAUCUCACAAUGCGCUCAAAGAAUUAACAAGGGGAACUUUUGCUCGAAAUUCUGUUCUUAAAGUUCUCAAUAUGGCUCACAAUAGAAUCUCUAGAUUAGAUGCCAAUAGUUUCCGGGGGAUGAGAUUCCUCAGGAGGCUAUACCUCAAUGACAAUAGCAUCAGUGACAUCGGCAGGGGCGUAUUUAAUGCAGUUGCCAGAAUAGGAACUAUCGACUUGGCCAGGAAUUUGAUAAAGAAAAUCGACUUUCAGAUGUUUUCAGAGUUGAAUUAUGUAGAGAUUAUUGAUGUCUCUGAAAACAAUGUGACAGAGAUUCUCAAGGGAUCAUUCAAGGAUCUCUAUUUGACCAACAUCAACAUCUCGCACAAUCGCAUUUCAAAGAUCGAAGCUAAUUCCUUUAUCAAUUGUGCCAACAUCACAGCUCUCGAUAUGUCUCACAAUGAAAUAACUCAUUUUCCGGGUGAUGCCUUCGAUACCACAACUUAUGCUACAGUCUUUCAGCUUUCCUACAAUCAACUCACAGAUCUGUCGAAGGUACCCCUGAAGAAUAUGACGGGUCUUAAAGUGCUCAAUGUCUCUCACAAUGCCAUUGAGACUAUUCCCAAAAAUACCUUCCCGAAACUCUAUGAACUCCAUACAAUUGAUGCUUCAUUCAACAAUAUUAGUGAAAUAUUCAAUGGAGUAUUUCAGACACUAUUUUCCCUAAGAUUUCUCAAUCUAAGUCACAAUUCCCUCGAAAUCCUGAAAUCCUCAACAUUUGGUCCCCUCUCAACUGUUCUGGAGUUGGAUCUGAGUGACAAUCUACUCAGAAAUAUUGCAAGAAGUUGCUUCACGAAACUCUCGAGCCUUCAGAUGCUCAAUCUGGAAAAUAAUCAACUGGAAAAACUCUUUCAAAUCCCCAUUUCGUGCAGUCGACUCAAUCUAAAGAAUAAUCUACUGAAGGAGAUUCCAGACAGAACUUGGCCAACGAUGAAUGCUCUGCUUUGGUUGGAUUUAUCAAAUAAUCAACUGGAAGAUAAUUUAACUGGUGGAAGUUUUAAUGGGCUUUUGACCCUUCAGACAAUCAUCUUGGCAUCCAACGGGAUUACAAAAGUUCCAUGGGAGAGUUUUGUACCUCUAUCAACUCUUCAAUAUCUUCACAUGGAGAACAACAAUCUGACGAGUUUGGCAAAAGGAGCUUUUGGAAAACUUCCUGUUGUCUUCGAAGUCAAUUUGUUCAACAAUCAAAUCUCCGAUAUAAGCAAAAAGGCAUUUGAUGGACUUCUAGCACUUCUUACUCUCAAUUUAUCCACAAAUUCACUUGCAACCAUUCCCAAUGAUGCAUUUGCAAGUCUUGUGGCCCUCAGAGUUUUAGAUUUAUCUCACAACAUGAUUGAGAAACUGGACAAUAAGACAAACAGUAUCCUGGAGGAUUGCUUAAGUCUUAAUGAGAUUGAUCUCAGUUUCAACAAGAUUAGCUUUGUGACCAAGAAAACCUUCCCUUCAGAUCCCUAUGUGCCCUAUCGAUUAACAAAGAUAAAUCUGAGUCACAACAAAUUGCCACUGAUAACCAGAGAUAUUUCGUUUGGGACCAAAAAGGUCACCAACUUGAAUGUCUCCUACAAUGCUAUAAGUACUAUUCAACCAGGUGCACUCGGAAAUUUGACCUCCCUGGAAGUGUUGGAUCUCAGUUACAAUAAAUUAUGGGACCUCAGUGAGGCCAAUGUGUUCAAUUUGCCAGUGAAUAUUACGGAACUCUAUCUGUCUGGCAACAAUUUAGCUGAAAUUCCUAUUAGAGAGAUUGCGAAUGUGUCUCAUUUGAAGCUGCUCGAUGUAGAAUUCAACAAAUUAACUUCAUUGGACCAGAAAUUGCUGAAUAAAAUAAUGAUGGAAGGUCUUCAGGUCAAUCUGGGAGAAAAUAAUCUGCAGUGUGACUGCCGUAUGAGACCUUUUAAACACUACUUUGAAUCCUUUACGAGUAUUCCCAAGGCUUAUGAAAAAUUUGUUUGCUCCUCACCAAUGCAUAUCGAAAACAUUGCUCUCAUAAAUGUAACUGAUGCUCAAUUAAAUUGUCCAGAAGAUCCAACAUCUGAAGAUUACAGUGCUCUUCCUGAUCUUCAAUUCAGAGAAAUAUCUUUCCUCAAAGGAAAUUUACUCGUGAGAUGGUUCGUAACUGCCCAGAGAGAUAUUGCGGAUUUUUACGUGAUUAUUCGCGACACAGUCAAUAACAUUCUCUUUGAGCGUCACACAUCGUACGAUACGAGAAUGGUGACAAUAGCUAAAGAAGAGAUAUUUGGGAAUGGACCUCCAAAAGCUGUUCAAAUUUGUGUGAUGGCCAAAUUGAGUACAGGAAGCAUUGAGAGAUGGUUUGAGUCGCAAUGCAAAAAUCUUCCUGAGAAUUUUGCUCAAAGCACAUCGAAAUACAAAAGCAUUUUCUACUCAUCUCAGCCACUAUCUAAGCGCAAAGUUCUCUACUCAGCAAUCAGCUGUGCCUGGACUUGUAGCAUUUCAAAAUACUCAAUUAUAUUAGCACUGAUAAGCCUAUAUUUUAUAUAAAAAUGACUGUACUUAAUUUUUGAUACCUAAAUCAUUCCGUCCAUUUUUUUUAUACAAAAGAGUUUUUAUAUGAACAUUCGUCAUUUUGCGCGGAAGAAAAUAUUGCUGUGAAAAUAAUUAAUUAUACUCCAUGAAUAAAAAAAUCUAUUUAAUCUGGACAACA
Molecule: messenger RNA, 3753 nt
Organism: Phlebotomus papatasi
Lineage: Eukaryota; Metazoa; Arthropoda; Insecta; Diptera; Psychodidae
Gene: conv
Product: toll-like receptor 3
Exons: 10
Coding region: 306-3590 (1094 amino acids)
Molecular function (GO): protein binding
Source: RefSeq, a predicted model, not a curated record